UUCUCUUAUGGAGGUAUAUUUAUGAAGGUGGGAGCCAAAAAUAUACUCGAAAAGUUUGUUGAUUUGAUUUAUAACUUUUAAACACUUAGAUGUGGGGUGUAUGGGUCUCCGUGUGUACUCUUGACCCAGUCGCCAUGAAUAUUAGUGGAAGGCCUGCGUACUAGGAAAUCAAUUGAUUUGCUUCCUACAAGACACCGUUGAGCUUUGUGGGUUAUUGCAUAAGGAAAGAAAAUGAAUGACAUUUAAGAAAGCUACCUAGAGUAUAUAAAAUCACCAUUUAUGUCCUCCACUUACAAAUUCUGGGCUUGUUCUGUUUCUCUUCUUCAGGUGAAAGGCCCGAAUGUUGGGCUUCUUGGCUUCUCCAAAGGGGGUGACCUGUGUCUCUCAAUGGCCUCUUUCUUGAAGGGCAUCACAGCCACGGUCCUUAUCAGUUCCUGUGUGGCCAACACAAUAGCUCCUCUGCAUUACAAGGAUAUGAUUAUUCCCAGUCUUGGCAGUGACCUAGGGAGAUGUAUAAUUAAUGAGUCGGGACAUUUGCAUUUUGUGGAUGUUUUGGACAACCCACUGGAAGAACCCAAUCACCCAAGUAUUAUUCCAGUGGAAAGGGCCCAGGGGCCCUUCCUGUUCAUUGUUGGCAUGGAUGAUCAAGCCUGGAAGAGUCACGUCUAUGCUCAGAUAGCCUCUGAACGGUUACAAGCCCAUGGGAAAGACAGACCGCAGAUAAUCUGCUACCCAGGAGCUGGUCAUUGCAUUGAUCCACCUUACUUUCCUCCUUGCAGAGCUUCUGUACAUAGAGUGUUAGGCCAAGCAAUGGUCCAUGGAGGUGAGCCAAAGGCUCAGUCAAGGGCACAGGUAGAUGCCUGGCAGCGAAUUCAGACGUUCUUCCAUAAACAUCUCAGUGGUGAAGAAUGAGCCCAGUCCAGCAAAAUAUAACAUUGUAGUAAUCAUAGACCAGAUACUAUGAAUAAAAAAUCUAAUUCAUAGGGGCGCCCGGGUGGCUCAGUCGUUGUUAAGCGUCUGCCUUCGGCUCCGGUCAUGAUCCCAGGGUCCUGGGAUGGAGCCCCACAUCGGGCUCCCUGCUCCACAGGAAGCCUGCUUCUCCCUCUCCCUCUGCUGCUCCCCCUACUUGUGUUCCCUCUCUCGCUGUGUCUCUGUCAAAUAAAUAAAUAAAAUCUUUAAAAUAAAAAUCUAAUUCAUAGAACAUGUAUGGGGUUUUGCAAAGCACAUAGGAAACUUUUGGCAACAAAAUAAUUAUCUUAGCUUCUGGUCAGGUCCUAUUGGAUUCCCAGACUUUGCAACCCUCCUUUCUUCACUGCCACCCCUUUCUCCCUGAACUUUCCCUACCAUAUAGGCUUAACCAUGAUCUUAUCCUAGGAUCAAUCUUAACCUGAAGUAGGAGAAAUGUGAGAAGUACCUGCCCAGCUCUUAAUUGCUGGUCUAGCUUUGACCUGUGUUCUGGUUUUGAAGACUGAGCUUCUGUAUUGCUAAGAGUUCUGUAUCCCGUGGGGUGCCUGGGUGGCUCAGUGGGUUAAAGCCUCUGCCUUUGGCUCAGGUCAUGAUCCCAGGAUCCUGGGAUGGAGCAGCAGCAUAUUGGGCUCUCUGCUCAGCAGGGAGCCUGCU
Messenger RNA from Lutra lutra (Eurasian river otter), 1620 nucleotides. RefSeq names its product acyl-coenzyme A thioesterase 6-like. Bases 280 to 912 code for a protein of 210 amino acids. The record is from RefSeq and is a predicted model, not a curated record. Gene Ontology annotation, biological process: acyl-CoA metabolic process; fatty acid metabolic process. NCBI's taxonomy places the organism in Eukaryota, Metazoa, Chordata, Mammalia, Carnivora, Mustelidae. The transcript has a single exon. Gene Ontology annotation, molecular function: fatty acyl-CoA hydrolase activity.